Molecule: messenger RNA, 1853 nt
Organism: Cucumis sativus (cucumber)
Lineage: Eukaryota; Viridiplantae; Streptophyta; Magnoliopsida; Cucurbitales; Cucurbitaceae
Product: sodium transporter HKT1
Exons: 4
Coding region: 142-1638 (498 amino acids)
Biological process (GO): monoatomic cation transport; transmembrane transport
Cellular component (GO): plasma membrane
Molecular function (GO): sodium ion transmembrane transporter activity
Source: RefSeq, a predicted model, not a curated record
UCUUAACCCAACCACACAAAUCACAUUCCUUGAGGAUCAAAUACUACAAUUUCCUCACUUCUUUAUAAUCCCCUUCACUCCACUCUCCUUCUUCCUUCAAAUCGAUCUCUUCCCCCUGGCCGGCCACACACAUCUUCCACCAUGAAGAACAUACCUCUCUACUUCCUCCGAUCUCCGCCGUCUCUUCGCUUGCCGUUGCCACCCGCCAACCCCUUCUUGUCUCAUCUCUCCUAUUUCAUAACCAUCUCACUCUUUGGCUUUGGAGCUCUAAAGCUCACCCAAACUAGAACCUCCUCCUCCCCAAAUGACCUCAACCUUUUCUUCACCUCUGUCUCUGCUGUUUCAGUAUCGAGCAUGUCUGUCGUUGAAAUGGAAGUCUUUUCCAACUUCCAACUUCUCAUCAUCACCACCCUCAUGUUCCUCGGCGGUGAAGUUUUCGUCUCCGCCGUCGCGUUCCAACUCUCUCGUCGGUUCAAAUAUUUGAACGAAGAAAACCAUGUCGAUUCGGUUCGGUCCAUUGAGAUGGAAGAAAAUGGGACGUCGUCAUCCACGAUGGUCACCAUUGAUGAGUUGAGUAUCUCAAGAUCAUGUUCGAAGGUUUUGGGUCAUACGAUAAUUGGGUAUCUUUUGGCGACGAAUGUUCUUGGUUCUUUUCUCAUUUUUAUAUACAUUAUUGUGGUACCUCAUGCAAAGCAAGUGCUUGAAAGCAAAGGCAUCAAUUUCUUUACUUUUUCAAUUUUUAGUACGGUUUCUACUUUUACCAACUGUGGGUUCAUACCUACUAACGAAAAUAUGAUCGCUUUCAACAACAACUCCGGCCUUUUGCUCAUCCUCAUACCACAGGUAUUGUUGGGAGGUUGUUUAUAUCCAGUGGGUCUCCGGUUGGUGAUAAUGGCAGUGGCGAAGGUGUCGGGGAAGAAGGAGUGGAGAUACAUAUUAAAGAACGAGUCAAAGAUGGGGUAUUCCCAUCUCUUGCCAGGGCUCCAUUGCGGGUUUCUGGCUGUGACAGUGGCAGGAUUCAUAGUGUUUCAAUUGAUUAUAUUUUGCUCAUUGGAAUGGAACAACUCCGACGGAAUUUGGGAUGGCUUGAAUCCCUACCAGAAGUUUGUGGCCUCACUUUUUCAGGUCACUAACUCAAGACAUACCGGAGAAUCCAUCGUCGAUAUCUCAGUCAUCUCGCAGGCAAUCUUGGUUGUUUUUGUUGUCAUGAUGUAUCUCCCACCAUACACAACUUUUUUACCCAUAAGGAACAACAAAGAGAGAGCUUCAAUAAUGACUGAUGGGAAGAACAGAAGACAAUACUUAGUGGAAUUAUUCACAUUCUCACAGCUCUCUUAUUUGGCCAUUUUUAUCAUUCUCAUAUGCAUCACUGAGAAGCAAAAAUUAAGAGAUGAUCCUCUUAACUUUACUCUCCUCAACAUCACCAUUGAAGUCAUCAGUGCAUAUGGAAAUGUUGGAUUCUCAAGUGGGUAUAGCUGCAAAAGACAAAUUAAAGUUGAUAGCUCUUGCAAAGAUGCAUGGUAUGGAUUUGCUGGAAGGUGGAGUUCAAAGGGAAAAUUCAUUCUUAUUCUUGUCAUGAUUUUUGGAAGAAUGAAAAGUUUUACUAUGCAUACUGGUAAAGCUUGGAAAUUAUCAUAACAAUUACCCUAGCUUUAUUAUAUAUAUACACACACACAUAUAUAAUAAAUGUUAUAUGUUGUAUUUAGGUUAUUACCAGACGAGACUUCUUUAUGCUGUAAUAUAAUGUAAGGGCAAGUCUUGCUUUUAUACCAAGUUGAUUGAAACUAUAAGGUAAUUAAUUACAUUGUGUGUACCGUAUAACAAUUUGGCAACUUUGGUUAAGGUAUUGUAUA